Cutaneotrichosporon oleaginosum is the source of this 629-nucleotide messenger RNA. The record is from RefSeq and is a predicted model, not a curated record. Lineage: Eukaryota; Fungi; Basidiomycota; Tremellomycetes; Trichosporonales; Trichosporonaceae.
ACACUAUGAACCACGGCCACGCACGCGACGAGGUGAGUUGCGAUCUGCCUUCCUUCCCCUUCUCUCUACCUCUCUUUCCUCUCUCUCAUCCUCUCUCUCAUCCUCUCUCUCAUCCUCUCUCUCUCCUCUCCUUCCGGCACCCUCUCCUCUCUCUUUGUCUCGUGAUCGCGUCUCGUUGUCCGGGGUGUGCUCGUCGCAGCUGUGUGCACGGCGAGAUCCAUUCCUUUCCUUCCCGGGUAGCAGCACUUUGCUCCCAUGCACAUUCUCCAAACGCUUGGGCCUGCGCUGGACUCGACUGCAGCAUGGGCCUCGAGCAGUCGUGGACGAGUGCAUUCCUUCUAUCCCCUCUGUUUGAAGCGAGGCUGUAUGGCAUUCGCUCUCUACUUUCGGCUGCCAUGUCGUAUGACACCUCGACGGUGCCGACGGCCGACGGCCGCGAGCCGCAAGGGGCGCUUGUUGCUAAAGCACGUGCAGAAACGUGUUUAGCUUGAGCGGGCGUGAGCCAUGAGCGAGGCCGAGGAGGGAUGUGGGCAUGGUGUUGGAUUGUUUUUGUCCAACGCGGUCGACGGCUUGCACGAGCAGGUGACCAGGUCGGCGGUGACGUCUGGGUGUGGGGGAUUUGGGUGGGU